Molecule: messenger RNA, 360 nt
Organism: Sodiomyces alkalinus F11
Lineage: Eukaryota; Fungi; Ascomycota; Sordariomycetes; Glomerellales; Plectosphaerellaceae
Product: WD40 repeat-like protein
Exons: 1
Biological process (GO): negative regulation of transcription by RNA polymerase II
Cellular component (GO): nucleus; transcription repressor complex
Molecular function (GO): protein binding
Source: RefSeq, a predicted model, not a curated record
CAUGGCGGAACGGUCAUGUCGGUCGCUUUUGGCGCAGACGGCCAGCGGCUUGCAUUCGGGUCCGGGUUCGGUGACAAGACCAUUAAGCUAUGGGAUACGGCUACGGGGGCCUGUGUGCAGACGCUCGAGGGCCACAGCGGUGGGGUCAACUCGGUCGCGUUUGCCGCGGACGGUCAGCGGCUUGCAUCCGGGUCCUGGGACAAGACCAUCAAGCUAUGGGAUACAGCUACGGGGGCCUGUCUGCAGACGCUCGAGGGCUAUAGGGAUAAGGUCAGCUCGGUCGCGUUUGCCGUAUACGGUCAGCGGCUUGCAUCCGGGUCCCGUGACAAGACCAUCAAGCUAUGGGAUACGGCUACGGGG